GGCCCUGCCGGGCGUCGAGGACUUCAGCUGCGUCCGAGCCAUGGUGGCUCUUGAGAACCCGGAGGGCGGCCGGGAGGCAGCGAAUGCGGAGAGCGCCCCGGGUGGGCUGCGGCUGCUGCCUCUUCCGGGCUGCCUGCCCACUCUAGCCGGCUCCCAGGUGAAGAGACUCUCAGCUUCCAAGCGGAAGCAACACUUCAUCAACCAGGCUGUGAGGAACUCAGACCUCGUGCCCAAGGCCAAGGGACGGAAGAGCCUCCAGCGCCUGGAGAACACACAGUACCUCUUGACCCUGUUGGAGACAGAAGGAGGCCCACCUAGCCUGGAAGAUGGGGACCUGGCACCUCCUGCAGCACCAGGCAUUUUCGCGGAGGCCUGUAACAAUGCAACCUAUGUGGAGGUCUGGAAUGACUUUAUGAACCGUUCUGGGGAAGAGCAAGAACGGGUUCUCCGCUACCUGGAGGAUGAGGGCAAGGGCAAGCCUCGGCGGAGGGGUCCUGCCCGGGGGGAGGAUCGGAGGAGAGGUGGGCAUGGACUGGGGGUUCCUACCACAGCUGCUCCACACUGGGCUCUUGCAGAGGACCCGGCCUACACACCCCGUGAAUGUUUCCAGCGCAUUAGUCGGCGGCUAAGAGCCGUCCUCAAGCGGAGCCGCAUCCCCAUGGAAAUGCUAGAGACCUGGGAGGAGCGGCUGCUGAGGUUCUUCUCUGUGUCCCCCCAGGCCGUGUACACGGCCAUGCUGGACAACAGCUUUGAGAGGCUCCUGCUCCAUGCUGUCUGCCAGUACAUGGACCUCAUCUCAGCCAGUGCAGACUUGGAGGGCAGGCGGCAGAUGAAAGUCAGUAAUCGCCACCUGGACUUUUGGCCGCCAGGGCUCCUCCUCUCUGCCUACCUGGAGCAGCACAGCUGAUGGCAUCCAUGCCCCUACCUGGUGCCCCAUAUGGCUCCCAGACUUCUGAUAUCUUCUGCUAAAUUAUCUUCAAUAUUUUUAGAAUUCUUCCUUGGAAACUUGCUCUUUCCCUUGGGGUGGUCUCGCUUACCUUUGCUCCCUCCUCACCCAGCUCUCUGCCAUAAACAGUGCUGGUGGCUGGGACUACCAAGACCAUCUUAGCCAUUAGCACCCUGCUCUGGGACUUCUAUUUGGGUAGGGAGACCUGACCUUGGCACUUUGGUGUUUUUUUCUUUAACUUUUUUUGCCCAGUCUGAAGCUCAAGUGAGGAGGGAGAGGCUGGGUUUUUUAAAAUCACUUUUAAUGAAUUUGGUGUGAUUUGUUGUAGAUUUUUAAAUUUCUCUUUUGGAGAGAAAAACCAAAAACUUUCCCCAUCUGGUAAUUUGUGGGACUUGGUUCCAGCCCUUGUUCCACCCCUACCAGUUUUUAGAUUGAAUGGUGGUGGUGGUGGGGUGUCUCUGGGACCCUACCAUUCACCCCAAAGGCAUUUUGUCUUUGUGUGUGUGUGUCUCUGUAUGUAUGUGUGCGCACAGUACCUUGUAACCCAGGAUGGAAGCUGCGUCUUAAGGGCUGGUUUUACCCUCUCUUUGUUCUGUUGUCUUUCCUCACCCCCUGCCUUUGGCAGCUCUGGGGGUCCUGCCUGAUCUCCAUGUCUUUCGUACUUUUCUCCCUUCUCCCUGUUUUCUGGGGGUCCAGGACUUCCAGCCAGAAGCCUCUGCCUUCAGACAACCCCACACAUUCUGUAUCCCCUCUGCACCCCCAGCCUGGCGCUAGCCUCAUGGCUUGGGCUGCUCCCUUGGUGGUUCCUUGGUCUGGGGGAAUUCUCCCCCACCUCAUGUGUGGGUAGCUAUCCUUUGGGAGAACAUGGAAUGUUCAAUAAAUUUCUGGUGCUCUGGC
Molecule: messenger RNA, 1843 nt
Organism: Otolemur garnettii (small-eared galago)
Lineage: Eukaryota; Metazoa; Chordata; Mammalia; Primates; Galagidae
Gene: R3HDM4
Product: R3H domain containing 4
Exons: 8
Coding region: 41-907 (288 amino acids)
Molecular function (GO): nucleic acid binding
Source: RefSeq, a predicted model, not a curated record